Molecule: messenger RNA, 4214 nt
Organism: Labrus bergylta (ballan wrasse)
Lineage: Eukaryota; Metazoa; Chordata; Actinopteri; Labriformes; Labridae
Source: RefSeq, a predicted model, not a curated record
GGAGGCGGGACGGUGAAAGUGUUCAGUCAGUAAAGACUCUGUUUUAAAUUGACAGCAGCAGAGAACUGAAGAGUGAAGCGGGACUUCAGAUCAGAACAUGGACGUGUGUUUAGAGGACGAGGAGGACGGAGCAGAGUCUCUUGUACCCAGCUGUCUGUCUCUGAAGAGUGAUCGGUCCAAAGGUGAAAAUCCAAACUUCAGUAAAGAACCUGGACCCUCAGACACAAAGGGGACGAAGAGGACUCAUGUUAUAGAGGAGCAGCCGUCCUGUCCUGUGUGUCAGGACGUCCUGAAGGAUCCCGUCUCUACCAGCUGUGGACACUGGUUCUGCAGACAGUGCAUCACCUCAUACUGGGACCAGUCCGGUUCACCAGGAGACUCGUCCUGUCCUCAGUGUGGAAAAAGAUCCAGAACAGGACCUGGACUGCAGACAGUCAGUCAGAGCAGCACUGAACGAAUAGAUAGAGGUCUGCAGGAGGUUUUAGAUGAACAUAAGGUCAGCCUGAAGACGAGAUGUGAACGUGUGACUGAAGGAAGUGAUGAUACAGGAAGUAGAACCCUCCUCAACAGGAUCUACACUGAGCUCUACAUCACAGAGGGACAGAGUGAAGAGGUGAACACCCAACAUGAGGUGAGACAGCUUGAGACAGACUUUAAAAAGAAGACCCUCCAUGAGACUACAAUCAAGUGCCAGGACAUCUUUAAAGCCUUACCCGACCAACAGAACCCCAUCAGAGUGGUUCUGACAAACGGCGUCGCUGGUGUUGGAAAAACCUUCUCAGUGCAGAAGUUCACUCUGGACUGGGCAGAGGGCUCAGAGAACCAAGACCUCAGUCUGGUGAUCCUGCUUUCAUUCAGGGAGCUGAACUUGAUCAGAGAUGAGGAGUACAGUCUUCUUGAGCUGCUCCGUGUUUUCCAUCCAACAUUACAGAAGGUCACAGCAGAGACGCUCGCUGUCUGUAAACUGUUGUUCAUCUUUGACGGCCUGGAUGAAAGCAGACUGUCAUUGGACUUCAAAAACAGGGAGGUUGUUUCUGAUGUCACAAAGAAAUCAUCGUUAAACACACUGUUCACAAACCUCAUCAAGGGGAAUCUGCUCCCCUCAGCUCUCAUCUGGAUAACUUCUCGACCUGCAGCAGCCAAUCAGAUCCCUCCUUCAUGUGUUGACAGGGUAACAGAAGUACGAGGCUUCACUGACGCCCAGAAGGAGGAGUACUUCAGGAGGAGGUUCAGUGAUGAUGAAGAUCUGUCCAGCAGAAUCAUCUCACACAUCAAGACAUGCAGGAGCCUCCACAUCAUGUGUCUGAUCCCGGUCUUCUGCUGGAUCACUGCCACAGUUCUGGAGCACAUGAUGAGCACAGAGCAGAGAGGAGAGCUGCCCAAGACCCUGACUGACAUGUACUCACACUUCCUGCUGGUUCAGACAAAGAGGAAGAAGAACAAGUAUGAUGAGGGACGUGAGACAAGUCUACAUGAGCUGAUGGAGGCUGACAGGGAAGUUCUUCUGAAGCUGGGGAGGCUGGCUUUUGAACAUCUGGAGGAAGGAAACAUCAUGUUCUACCAAGAAGACCUGGAGCGGUGUGGCCUGGAUAUCACAGAGGCCUUGGUGUACUCAGGAGUUUGUACAGAGAUCUUCAAAACAGAAUGUGUGAUCUUCCAGAAAACAGUCUACUGCUUUGUUCAUCUGAGCGUUCAGGAGUUUCUGGCUGGAGUCUACAUGUUCCACUGUUUCACCAACAGGGACACAACAGUACUGGAGGAUUUUCUGGGGAAAAAAUAUGUAGAUUCAACUCUUGAUGUUCUCCUAAAUGAAGCAAUGGAGAAAUCCACGAGGAGUAAAAAUGGUCACCUGGACCUGUUUGUUCGCUUCCUUCAUGGACUCUUAGGAGGCCUACUGGGUCAGACAGACAACAGUCCAGAAAUUAUCCAGAGAGUCAUCAACAACCUGAAGGAGAUGAACAGUGAUGAUAUCUCUCCAGAAAGAAGCAUCAACAUCUUCCACUGUCUGACGGAGAUGAACGACCUCUCAGUACAUCAGGAGAUCCAAGAGUUCCUGAAGUCAGAGAACAGAUCAGAGAAGAAACUCUCUGUGAUCCACUGCUCUGCUCUGGCCUACAUGCUGCAGAUGUCAGAGGAGGUUCUGGAUGAGUUGGAUCUGGAGAAGUACAAGACAUCAGACCAGGGACGAUUGAGACUGAUUCCAGCUGUGAGGAACUGCAGGAAGGCAAAACUUUGUUACUGUGGACUCUCAGAGACUCACUGUGACGUCGUGGCCUCAGCUCUGAAGUCCAACCCCUCCCUUCUCAGAGAGCUGGAUCUGAGCUACAACAACAAGCUACAGGAUUCAGGAGUGAAGCUGUGUGAGGGACUGCAGAGUCCAAACUGCAGACUGGAGACUCUGAGAUUGAGGGACUGCAGUUUGUCAGAGAUCAGCUGUUCUUCUCUGGUCUCAGCUCUGAAGUCCAACCCCUCCCAUCUCAGACAGCUGGACCUGAGCUACAACAACAAGCUGCAGGAUUCAGGAGUGAAGCUGCUGUGUGAUUAUCUGCAGAGUCCAAACUGCAGACUGGAGACUCUGAGUUUGUUCAGCUGCAGUUUGUCAGAGAUCAGCUGUUCUUCUCUGGCCUCAGCUCUGAAGUCCAACCCCUUCCAUCUCAGAGAGCUGGACCUGGGUGACAACAAGCUGCAGGAUUCAGGAGUGAAGCUGCUGUGUGAUUAUCUGCAGAGUACAAACUGCAGACUGGAGACUCUGAGAUUGAUUCGCUGCAGGUUGUCAGAGAUCAGCUGUUCUUCUCUGGCCUCAGCUCUGAAGUCCAACCCCUCCCAUCUCAGAGAGCUGGACCUGAGCAGAAACGUGAAGCUGCAGGAUUUAGGAGUGAAGCUGCUGUGUGAUUAUCUGCAGAGUCCAAACUGCAGACUGGAGACUCUGAGAUUGAUGAACUGCAGUUUGUCAGAGAUCAGCUGUUCUUCUCUGGCCUCAGCUCUGAAGUCCAACCCCUCCCAUCUCAAACAGCUGGACCUGACCUCGAACGUGCUGCAGGAUUCAGAUGUGAAGCUGCUGAAAGAUCUUGAGAAAAAUCCAAACUAUCGACUGGCGACUCUGAGCUGGUGAUGAUCUCUGACAGAAUGUGAGCCAUCAGGACGCUGGUGGUGCAGAGAGGAGCAGCUGUGUCCUGAUGAGCCACAGAGGAUGGACCUCCACCAUCUUGUGGGUGGAGAAGCUCUGAAAGCUGAGGAGAGCUUCAUCCAUCAGGGACUGACAGAGGAAUCACAUCAGAGCUCAUUUCAGUUGUAUUUCUAAUGAAUUUGUUCUCCACACAUUACAGGAGUGGAAGGUCAAACAUGAAACAGCUAGUAGAAAUGUUAAGGGAUCAAACUCUACCAAGAAAUGCUGCAGUUAUUCUUCUCAUGUGAUGAUUAUUUUGAUUCUAUUUCUUACAAAAAGUACAAACCAGAACUUGAUCAUAUGUAACAUGUAUUAGAGUAAUAUCCUCUUUAAAACAUGCACUGCACUCCUAAAAUUUCCUGACCUCAUCAAGCUGAGCUGCAUGUGUGAACAGCAAGUGUCCUUUCACACUAAUUAUCAAAUCACUACGCGUUGGCUCCAGAAUUUGUGUUUGACUCUAAUGGUUAAAAAAACGGUGUUUAUACAUUUCUCUUCUGGUCGACAUCGCAUCAACUGCAUGAGAUGUUAAGAUCAAUGGUCGCUCAAUGAGUCAGGUUUCUGAGGUCACAUAUGGAGGUCUACUGCUGGAUUCUUGUCUGACAUUCCAGUUAUAGUCUGAGGAAUAAUCCCGGUUUCACCAUUAUCACCAUUAUUUUGCAUGAAUUUCACAUUACAAACAUUUGUAAAAUCACACUAAACAGUAAAUAGACUUGAGCUUCUUUAUUUAUUUUCUAGUCUUCUGACUACUAAAAGCACUUUUACACAUUCAUAUGCCGCCAACGAAGCAGCGGAAGCAACUUGGAUUUAAGUGUCUUUCCCAAGGACACAUCGGACAUGUGGCUGCAGGAGCUGGGGAUCAAACACUCGACCUUCCUGUUGAGAGACGACCGACUCUACCACUGAGCCACAGCCAUCUCUCCCUUCUGAAUCUGAAGCUUUGUGAAAAAUAUAUCUAGUUGGCUUUUUUCACUUAAACUGUUGCUGCCUUUUGAAGCAUAAAUGAUAAUUGAACAGUGAUAAUAAAACAUAAUGAACUUCAGAACACAGA